This is a messenger RNA of Penaeus vannamei (Pacific white shrimp), 815 nucleotides long. Lineage: Eukaryota; Metazoa; Arthropoda; Malacostraca; Decapoda; Penaeidae. The record is from RefSeq and is a predicted model, not a curated record.
GUCGGAUGCUGUGGCGGUUAUUCUGCCAGUGACUACGGGAACAUACACUUACCUGUUCCGGACACCUGUCGAGACCAGGUCACCGGUAACCAGUACGGGGACUCCUGCGCCGAGAUCUUCUCCCAGUACCUGGAAGUCCGCACCGGUUGGAUCGCCGGCCUCUCGCUCUCUCUGUGCUUCUUCCAGUGCUUCGCCAUGAUGUUCGCCUUCUGCAUGUGGCAGGCGCUGAAGGAGAUCCAGAAGGGACACUAAUCACAGACUUCGUCCGGUCAGAGGGAUCGAAGUAGAGAAUGCACAUGUACUACGUCUUUGUGUCCUUUGUCAGCGCCUAUAACAAGUUUCAUACCUCAUUGUUUUAUAAAUCCCGAAAAAAAUGAAUGUUUGCAUUGUCAUAUGUUUAGUUCCAUUGCGGUGUGAAUGUAGACUGUAUUUGUAGACGGUGAAACGUGACGUCGUCUUAGGAUUAGUUUUAUUUUGGUUACUUAAGUACUUUCCUCUUUUUUAUGAUUCGUACUGUAAGAAUGAUGACAUAAUUUACUCUGUGAGUAGAACACUGUCUAACAAUAUUCAGAAAAAAGAAAGUUAACUGGAUGCUGACGAUGAUAAACUGGUCAUUCAGGAACCUAUGUUCUAUGAUUUAUGAUGCGCUUGGAUCGUCUUCGUUUCUGAAAUGUCUUAUGGAAUGAGAAUUGCCUUCUAACGCCCGAGCUCCACCAGCCAGACACGAUUCUGUGCCCUGAGCCACUUCCGGACCAAGAAUCUUGCUCUGGACGCCCAACGUUCUCCAUAUAUAUUGGUUACCUUACAUAUGCAAU